Aspergillus melleus is the source of this 747-nucleotide messenger RNA. RefSeq lists its product as uncharacterized. Gene Ontology annotation, molecular function: acetate transmembrane transporter activity. The record is from RefSeq and is a predicted model, not a curated record. Lineage: Eukaryota; Fungi; Ascomycota; Eurotiomycetes; Eurotiales; Aspergillaceae. Gene Ontology annotation, cellular component: plasma membrane. Bases 1 to 747 code for a protein of 248 amino acids. The transcript is spliced from 3 exons.
AUGUCGACAUCUCCAGUGACACAGGAGUCCACCAAUGGCACCGGCAUCAAAGAGCCCACGCAUCAGAUUGAUAUUGAGCGACAAUCUAGAGCGAACACGGUGACGACCGAAGCUCCAAGGUCGCUAGGAGCAGGCUCCGCCCUCGCCCUAGGCGCAUUUGGCACCACCCUCACAACUCUGUCUCUGAGUUUGAUGGAAUGGCGCGGCGUUACGACCGCCAACGUCUUCGUCGGCAAUUUCUUCUUCAUCUCGGCAUUCGGUCUAGUAGUCACCGCGCAGUGGGAGCUCUCAGUUGGAAAUGGUUUUGCGUACACCGUCUUUAGCGCUUUCGGCCUCUUCUACGCUGGCUACGGCGCAAUCCUCACUCCCGCUUUCGGCGUCUUAGAUUCCUACAACGGCGACACGACACAGUACAAUAACGCGUUGGGAUUCUUCAUGAUACUAUGGACCGUCUUCGUCUUCACGUUCCUGAUCGGUUCUCUGCCGAGCAAUCUCGCCUACAUCGCGGUGUUCUUCCUCGUGGACAUGGGCUUCUUGACGGUCGCUGCGAGCUAUUUCGCAGAGGCAGAUGAACAUCAUGCGUCGUCUGUGACGUUGAAAAAGGCCGGGGGCGGGUUCUGCUUUGUGGCUGGCUUGGUGGGUUGGUAUAUUGUGUUUCAUUUGUUGUUGAAGGAUGCGGCGUUGGUGGAGUUGCCGUUAGGGGAUACGUCGAGGUUCUUUGGGAAGAGAGGCAGGAAAACGGAGUAG